Messenger RNA from Kockovaella imperatae, 886 nucleotides. Its product is annotated as putative glyoxalase. Gene Ontology annotation, biological process: response to antibiotic. The transcript has 3 exons. The record is from RefSeq and is a predicted model, not a curated record. Lineage: Eukaryota; Fungi; Basidiomycota; Tremellomycetes; Tremellales; Cuniculitremaceae. The coding region runs from base 301 to 765 and encodes 154 amino acids.
AGUGCGCACCCAUGUGCAGAGAAUUGAUCGCUACAUGGAAGAGGCGCUCAUGGAAACUGGGAAGGAUCCUCUGUCUCAGCCCCUCUUGUCCAUCAUCAGACGCUCCCCUGGCCCUGUCAGUGAGACAGCCUUGCCACGUGCUCUCACGCCGGACGAACCGCUGUUCUCAUUGCCCAAUGACAUUUUUGGUGAAUGGCCCUUCACCCUUUUCCAAGGAGAUGCCUUUGAUUUCCUCAGUCUCGAUGGGGACUAGUGCAUGUGUCCGGGUGAAAUGAAUACAACGACAGAUUCUCUUGCAGCAUGAUCACUACCACGUGGAUCCGAUGUGAGAAAUUCACUUUGAACGCGUCAACUCUUAUUCCGCUCGUACCCCAUUCGACCAUGUCUAUCCACUUCGAGUCUGUAAUCCCUGUUCUCCGUAUCUUUGAUGAGGUCAAAGCCGCGGAGUUCUACCAAGGCUUCCUGGGCUUCAAAUGUGAUUGGACACAUCGUUUCGAGGAAGGAUUUCCCUUGUACCAGCAAGUUUCGCGAGAUGGACUAGUUCUCCAUCUGAGCGAGCAUCACGGUGAUGGGGGUCCAGCGAUCCACGUGCGAGUCAUGAUGACAGGAGUAGAUCAUUUCCACAAAGAGGUGUCAUCAAAGCAGUACAAGUACUUGCGCCCCGGAUGUGACAAAAGCGAGGUCACCGGAAUGCUGGAAAUGAAAGUGACGGAUCCGUUUGGCAAUCGUUUGACGUUUUGUCAGCGAGAGGAGGGAAAGCAAUGAAAGAGGUGACACGAGUGGGAUGAUUUCGUCGCAUCGCCUGUUACUGGAUGUCGUCUCCAAUCUCGCUGCAUCUGUUCGUCGUUUGUCUGGCUCUUUUAUAUAACGGAACGGCUCCCUUCCU